Octodon degus (degu) is the source of this 1020-nucleotide messenger RNA. It is a transcript of the gene Rab39b, whose product is annotated as RAB39B, member RAS oncogene family. Gene Ontology annotation, molecular function: GTP binding; GTPase activity. The coding region runs from base 305 to 946 and encodes 213 amino acids. The transcript is spliced from 2 exons. Gene Ontology annotation, biological process: Rab protein signal transduction. NCBI's taxonomy places the organism in Eukaryota, Metazoa, Chordata, Mammalia, Rodentia, Octodontidae. The record is from RefSeq and is a predicted model, not a curated record. Gene Ontology annotation, cellular component: Golgi membrane.
CUUUUCUAAACAGUGCGGCAGCCCCAGAGUCGCGUCUACGGGGGGAAUUACAGUAGUAACCCGGUAGUCGUGAUGAGUCAGAGUGCGUGGUGCUGAUGCUGCUGCCAUUUCAUCACCUUUGCAAGCGCAGCAUCCAUCCCUCCACUCUCCCAGCGCCUGGGCCUACCUCCCUUUGGGCUCCCAAGCCAGCGAUGUGCUCCCAGCCGAGCUAAAUCGGAACCAAACAGCGCUGUCCGAGGCCUUGGCGGGGCGCCCGCUCCCGCUGCCCCCGUCCCGGGCCUAGGAGACCUGCCAAGCCGCGGCCAUGGAGGCCAUCUGGCUCUACCAGUUCCGGCUCAUUGUCAUUGGGGAUUCCACAGUGGGCAAGUCCUGCCUCAUCCGCCGCUUCACCGAAGGCCGCUUUGCCCAGGUUUCGGACCCCACCGUGGGGGUGGAUUUUUUCUCCCGCUUGGUGGAGAUCGAGCCAGGAAAACGCAUCAAGCUUCAGAUCUGGGAUACUGCAGGCCAAGAGAGGUUCAGAUCCAUCACUCGCGCCUACUACAGGAACUCAGUAGGUGGUCUUCUCUUAUUUGACAUUACCAACCGCAGGUCCUUCCAGAAUGUCCAUGAGUGGUUAGAAGAGACCAAAGUACACGUUCAGCCCUACCAAAUUGUAUUUGUUCUGGUGGGUCACAAGUGUGACCUGGAUACACAGAGGCAAGUGACUCGCCACGAGGCCGAGAAACUGGCUGCUGCAUACGGCAUGAAGUACAUUGAGACGUCAGCCCGAGAUGCCAUUAAUGUGGAGAAAGCCUUCACAGACCUGACCAGAGACAUAUAUGAGCUGGUUAAAAGGGGGGAAAUUACAAUCCAAGAGGGCUGGGAAGGGGUGAAGAGUGGAUUUGUACCCAAUGUGGUUCACUCUUCAGAAGAGGUUGUCAAGUCAGAGAGGAGAUGUCUGUGCUAGUCAGCCCUUUUAUUUCCAAAAUAUGUUCUCCCACAUGAACUUAAAAGCGAUCCAAACAAAUAGAAUCCUUAUGU